AUGCCGCUGCUCAUGUACUCGUCCAAACGAUGCAAAAUUGAUGCACUCAGAGAUGCUCCCUUGAAGCGUGAUGCUUUAGCUUUUCUUAAAGCCAAAAUUGUCCAGCAGCAAUCCACCAUCACAGAGUUGACAGAGAUUGCUUUCAAGCAGCAAUCCACCAUCAAUGAGUUGACAAUGAUUAACUCCCGGCAGCUAUCUACCAUUACUGAGUUGACAGCAACUGCAAUCCAGCAACUGACAGAUCAUGCUCCCUCAGGUGAGGCCGGAUCAAACAAUCUCUCUCUUACUCAUGGUGGGCAGCCACAGGCAGGUGGCGGACCCAUAAAAGAUACACUGCCCAGCAAGAACAUGAAGGCAGAAGCUGGCAAAGAAUUAAGUUGUAGACCAGAAUUCUGGUUUGGUGCAAGAUUGGACUCCUUUAACUUGGAAGCAGAAGAUCCUUGGUUUAAUGCAACAUUUGAUAAUUUUGACUGCAAGGCCACUGUGAACGGGCAGAAGGCAUAG
This is a messenger RNA of Coccidioides immitis RS, 504 nucleotides long. RefSeq lists its product as uncharacterized. The record is from RefSeq and is a predicted model, not a curated record. The coding region runs from base 1 to 504 and encodes 167 amino acids. Lineage: Eukaryota; Fungi; Ascomycota; Eurotiomycetes; Onygenales; Onygenaceae. The transcript is spliced from 2 exons.